Messenger RNA from Miscanthus lutarioriparius, 234 nucleotides. NCBI's taxonomy places the organism in Eukaryota, Viridiplantae, Streptophyta, Magnoliopsida, Poales, Poaceae. The record is from the annotation of a GenBank genome assembly.
AUGUGCUACCAGGUGAAGUGCGGGACGUGCGGCAAGUCCACGUGGGCGGGCUGCGGCCGCCACGUCGCCUCCGUGCACCGCCAGAUCCCCGACGGCCAGCACUGCGCCUGCCGCGACUGGCCAGGCGUCGCCUCGGCCGGCGGCAAGGCGGCCGCAGCCAACGGUGAUGGCGCCGCCGCAGCCGCCGCCGCCGCGGAGGGAUCUUCAUCCACCUCCACCUGCACCAUCCUGUGA